Danaus plexippus (monarch butterfly) is the source of this 1377-nucleotide messenger RNA. It is a transcript of the gene sro, whose product is annotated as D-beta-hydroxybutyrate dehydrogenase, mitochondrial. Gene Ontology annotation, molecular function: oxidoreductase activity. Lineage: Eukaryota; Metazoa; Arthropoda; Insecta; Lepidoptera; Nymphalidae. The coding region runs from base 460 to 1368 and encodes 302 amino acids. The record is from RefSeq and is a predicted model, not a curated record. The transcript has 6 exons.
CGAAACACUUUUAGCGAUGGAUUCGAUCCUCGGUGAAGUGAAGCAGAAAUACAAGAUUGUUUCCGUUCCAUAGGUCUAAUCUCUCAGUUGGGUAUUCGUGCUGAAAUGAUCCUCUUUUAUUGGCAUCUCUUUGGUCGUUCGAUAUUCACAUUUAACUUAAGUAAUUUUAAUACUAGAAAUAAUAAUGUAUGCUUUAUUUUUCAAAUAAAUUAUUAUUUUUUAUCGAAGAUGAGUGAAAAUUAUAAGGGGCACGUAUUUGAUUAUGUUAAUACAAAAAGACACCAAUUUCUUUCGUAUCAAAUUUCAUUUUUAACACGACAAAACGCAAUUCGAACAUAAAAUUCUUCAUAAAUAUGCGAUGAAAUCCGAAACCUAUUUCAUAUGCAACGCGUCGGUUGAAGAUCUACAAAACGGUCACUACAUCUCGGACUUCAUAAAUAGACUGACAUAAAACAAAGAAUGUCGUGGACUAAGGUGGUAGCGAUAACUGGUUGCGAUAGUGGCCUGGGUUGGAGUAUAGCUGCGCGUUCAGCGCGAGAGGGUUUCAUUACUGUGGCUGGCAUGUAUAACGGUAUUAACACAGAAGCAGCUAAGUCUCUGAACCGUCUUCGCGCUCAUCCCCACAAGCUGGAUAUCACCGACGCCAGUAGUAUACUAAGUUUUUACGAUUAUGUCAAGAAAAUUUUGCAUGAUAACAAUAACUAUGAAUUAUACGCAAUUGUUAACAACGCGGGAGUUAUGACUAUUGGAGAUUAUGAGUGGCAAACACCAAAAAUUAUAGAAGAUACAAUUAACAUCAACUUACUUGGAACUAUGAAUUUCACUUCAGCUUUCUUGCCAGAUUUACGCAGGAACGCAUUAAAGAAUAAAAACAACCCUCGUAUAAUCAACGUAGCAAGUCAUUGUGGCCUUCAACCAUUACCUGGUUUCGGGCCGUACAGCGCAAGUAAAGCUGGUUUACUCGCCUGGAGUAAAGCGUUACGUCUUGAACACAUGAACAUGGGGUUAAAAGUUGUUUCAUUCAUACCAGGUGGUUUCGUUGGUGCCAGUAAUCUUAUGACGAACCAGUAUUCAAACGCAAAUGCUAUGGUGGAACAUCUGACCGAAGAACAAAAAUCGCUUUACGAAACAAAAAUUCGUAGAUUAAAUGAUUAUUUAAAACUUGCUUCGAAUAAUUCAAGAUUUGAUUCCUUAAAAGAUGAAAAUAUAAUUGAAACAUUUAUGAUGGCUCUAACUGAUGAAAAUCCUAAGACAAUGUACAAAGUUGAAUCGUGGCGUUACAAACUUUAUUAUAAUUUGUUUAAGUUUCCUCUGCCGGAUAAAUCUUACAGAUGGUUGAUUAAUAAAUUUCUGGACUUCCCAAAAUAAACAAUUGAA